Molecule: messenger RNA, 1473 nt
Organism: Arvicola amphibius (Eurasian water vole)
Lineage: Eukaryota; Metazoa; Chordata; Mammalia; Rodentia; Cricetidae
Gene: Tekt3
Product: tektin 3
Exons: 7
Coding region: 1-1473 (490 amino acids)
Biological process (GO): cilium assembly; cilium movement involved in cell motility
Cellular component (GO): microtubule cytoskeleton; nucleus; sperm flagellum
Source: RefSeq, a predicted model, not a curated record
AUGGAGCUUGUAGGCUCUACUUUAACGGCUACUUAUGCCCACCCUCAGCCAGCACCAACCAGUUUCCUACCAGCCCUUGGUACCGUGACAUCAAGCUAUCGGGACCGCUUUCCCCAUCAUAAUUUGACACACAGCUUGAGCCUUCCAUGGAGACCGAACACGUACUACAAAACGGCCUCCAGCUACCCAACGUUGUCCCCUUACUGCACGAGAGCUCAGAGGGUGUGUGAGAGCACCAUGCUCCCCUUCGUGUCCAACAGAACCACCCUCUUCACGAGGUAUACUCCUGAUGAUUGGUAUCGCUCCAAUUUAGUCAACUACCAAGAGUCCAAUAGCUCACGGCAUAAUUCAGAGAGAUUCAGAGUGGACACAUCUCGCCUCAUUCAAGACAAAUACCAGCAUAUCCGGAAGGUCCAGGUUGACACUACCCAAAACUUGGGAGAACGUGUCAAUGACAUAGCAUUUUGGAAAUCUGAAAUCACACAUGAGUUGGAUGAAAUGAUUGGAGAGACAAAUGCACUUACUGAUUUGAAGAAAAGGCUGGAGAGGGCUUUGAUGGAGACGGAAGCCCCUCUGCAGGUUGCCCGAGAGUGUCUCUUUCACCGCGAGAAGAGAAUGGGAAUUGACCUAGUUCAUGAUGAAGCUGAGAAAGAACUGCUGACGGAAGUUGAUGGCAUUCUGUGUUGUCAAGAAAGAAUGAGGCGACAUCUGGAUAAGGCGAUUGCUCAACUCGCCUCAGACAGAGCAGCCCAGCACGAGCUGGAGAAGGACUUGAGUGAUAAGCAAACAGCCCUCCGGAUUGACGGGAAAUGCAAGGACCUGCGCAACACUUCGGAGGGCGUCAGCUACUUCCGGGGAGUGGAGAGAGUCGACGCAACGGUGUCCGUGCCCGAGUCAUGGGCCAAGUUUACAGAUGACAAUAUUCUCCGCUCCCAGAGUGAGAGGGCAGCCUCCACCAAGUUGAGGGAUGACAUUGAGAACCUUCUGGUUGUAACAGCCAAUGAGAUGUGGAACCAGUUCAACAAAGUGAACUUGGCUUUCACCAAUCGCAUUGCCGAGACUGCAGACGCUAAGAAUAAGAUCCACGUUCACUUAUCAAAGACCCUGCAGGAGAUCUUCCAAAUUGAAAUGACUAUAGAAUCCAUCAAAAAGGCCAUCAAAGAAAAGUCUGCCUUCCUGAAGGUGGCGCAGACCCGGCUGGAUGAACGAACAAGGAGACCGAACGUAGAGCUCUGCAGGGACACGGCUCAGUUACGCCUUGUUAACGAGGUCUACGAGGUGGACGACACCAUCCAGACUCUGCAGCAGCGCCUGAGGGACUCAGAGGACACCCUGCAGUCCUUGGUCCACACCAAAACCAUCCUGGAGCAAGACCUGGCUGUGAAAGCCAACACCCUGUACAUCGACCAGGAGAAAUGUAUGAGCAUGCGCAAAAGCUACCCAAAUACCCUCCGGCUGGUUGGCUUCUGCUAG